AUGGCGAUGAUCAGCACCAAUCUAUUCGUUAUACUAAUAGUCUUCUCUGCAACAACCUUCUCCACAGUCGUUUCGAAAAAAUCCUCAACCGACAUAACCUGGUGGUGCAAGAAAACCCCACAUCCCGAACCAUGCAACUACUUCAUGGGGCACAGCCGCCACCGUUUUGCGCCGAAACACAGAUCUGAUUUCCGAAAAAUGGCGGUGCAAGUGGCCAUCGAUCAAGCCCUAAAUGCACAACGACAUGCGCUGCAGCAAGGCAGAAAUCUUGAGAACAAGUGCCAGAAAGCCGCGUUUUCAGAUUGUUUGAAACUCUACGACAACACCAUUAGCCAACUAAACCGCACCCUCCAAGGCCUAGGUGGCACCAAACGGAGCUGCACCGACUUUGAUGCGCAAACGUGGCUCAGCACGGCCCUCACAAACAUAGAGACAUGCCGAGCGGGUUCCUUGGAAUUAAAUGUUUCGGACACUAUAGUCCCGACCAUGUCAAAUAAUGUAUCCGAGCUUAUUAGCAAUGUUCUAGCCAUUAAUGGGGUAUAUCUAGACGAGCAAAGCAAAAAUCAUGAAUAUGGGUUCCCAAGCUGGGUGUCGAGGCAAGGAAGAAAGCUGCUGCAGUCUUCGUCGUCUUCGAUUAAGGCAAAUCUUGUGGUAGCAAAAGAUGGUUCGGGGAAUUAUCGAACGGUCCAAUCAGCUAUUAAUGCUGCGGCGAGGAGGAGGAGCAUGACGAGGUUUAUUAUACACGUGAAGAGAGGGGUUUAUAGGGAGAAUAUUGAGGUUGCCAUCAAUAACAACAAUAUUAUCUUGGUUGGUGAUGGCAUGAGGAAUACGAUUAUCACCAGCAGCCGGAGCGUUGGAGGAGGAUUCACCACCUAUAGCUCUGCCACUGCCGGCAUUGAUGGGCUUCACUUCAUGGCUCGUGACAUUACAUUCAGCAACAUGGCCGGCCCGCAAAAGGGUCAGGCGGUCGCCCUCCGCUCCGCCUCGGACCUCUCGGUCUUCUACCGGUGCGCCUUCCAAGGCUACCAAGACACCCUGAUGGUCCACUCCCAGCGCCAAUUCUACAGAGAGUGCUACAUCUACGGCACCGUGGACUUCAUUUUCGGCAACGCCGCGGUGGUUUUCCAAAAUUGCAUUAUAUAUGUGAGGAGGCCACUGAAGGGCCAAGUCAACGUGAUCACGGCCCAAGGCAGAAAUGACCCGUACCAAAACACCGGGAUUUCGAUCCACAAUUCUCAAGUACGGGCCGCGCCCGACCUAAAGCCCGUGACCCGGGCAUUCAAAACCUACUUGGGCCGGCCUUGGAUGGAAUAUUCUCGAACAGUUUUUCUCCAAACUUAUCUCGACAGCUUGGUGAGUCCGGUGGGCUGGCUGGCGUGGAACAGAUCUAAAUUUGCUCUUAGCACUUUGUAUUACGGGGAGUACAAGAAUUUUGGACCGGCUUCGUCUACCAAAAACAGAGUGAAAUGGGCUGGAUUUCAUGCCAUAACGAGCCCAAAUGUGGCUUCGCCGUUCACCGUUGGGAGUCUUAUUGCAGGGACCUCAUGGUUGCCGGCCACCGGUGUGCCGUUCACGUCCGGCCUAUGAUCGUGUCCUAUAAUUAAUG
This is a messenger RNA of Corylus avellana, 1606 nucleotides long. RefSeq names its product putative pectinesterase/pectinesterase inhibitor 59. Gene Ontology annotation, molecular function: enzyme inhibitor activity; pectinesterase activity. Lineage: Eukaryota; Viridiplantae; Streptophyta; Magnoliopsida; Fagales; Betulaceae. The record is from RefSeq and is a predicted model, not a curated record. Gene Ontology annotation, biological process: cell wall modification.